Molecule: messenger RNA, 4179 nt
Organism: Chara braunii
Lineage: Eukaryota; Viridiplantae; Streptophyta; Charophyceae; Charales; Characeae
Source: the annotation of a GenBank genome assembly
CAUUGUCUUUUUGUUUGACAAGGGAGAGACCACCUCCUCACCCAACAGUGUACUUCUGAUGAGCAGGUGGCAGAGCUUGUGAAGAUGUUGGAAAAAGUAGGCAUGCAGCAGACUCGCCACGGGCGUUACUUGUCAGCUCCUGUGGCCGAUAUCCUGAAGCCGUUUUCUCACUGGCUGAGGAGACGCAAGUUCGUUUUUCAGCUCAUCAAGGAACUUGGUCAACGCAAACUUGGAGCGGUAGCAGUAGAGGUGGUUCUGUUUGUUGGGAAGGGAAACCUGAGAAAACAGCGGAAAAUGGAGCAGGCAUUGGGGGCAGCAAGUACUGGUGAGCAGAGAAUCUCACAUCAUGCUUUCCAGGGUCUGGGAGUGAAGGCAGGCAACAGCAAUGGCGAAGAAUGGUGGCCUCUAUUGGGCGUGGAUGACUACUGUCACACAGCUGUAUUGUCAGCGCUUGGAAAGUCGAAAGAGUUCGACCUUGCCCAAGAAAUGUUCGAUUGGUUGCGACAAAGCGGGAACACCUUAACCACCUUCACAUGCAACGUCAUGUUGGGCAUCCUUUGCCGAGCGAACAGAGUGAGAGAGGCCGAAGCUCUGCUGCGGAAGAUGGGACCCAGGCCGCCGGUCAAAAUCGCAGGAAAGGAUAAUGUGGCAGCUCCUCCUCAGCAUGGGGAACCGAAGAAUGCAAUUCUCCAUAAGCCACCGGGUAUUCUUUCAGGAGGAAGUGGUGCCUUGGUUGGCAGUACGGUUAGUGUCGGGACAGCUGGGACGUACGAGGAGGGACACAUGUGCAAGCUCUACGUGGAGCGGCAGGGUUUAUCUGCGAGAAUCUCGCAGCGAAUGAAUGUAGUUGCUGACAAAGCCAGCGAGUCACCACUCACACUCGACCUACGACUCAAUGUGGAUGGUGCAGCAAAUGACACACGUGGGCAGACGUGUGGCCAAGCUCCUGUUCGAGACGAGGUGAUCCCUCGUGUGCAAGUCAGCAAGACGGCUUCCCAUUUGUCUGGAUCAAGGAGUGUGGGCAUCAGUUCUGCUGUGCCGCAGACUGUGGGCCAUAUCCGUGAAGGCCAUGCAGAUCCUCUUCCGGGUAAUGUCCAUGCUACUGCUGCUGCCGCAAGACAGGACUUUCAGAAACUUUCAUCCUCCUCAGAUUCGACACAAUUAAAUGAGGAGCUUGAGAAGCGUCGUUUUACGUCUGCUAAUCCAUCUAUCCCUUCCUCUAUUCCUUCUUCUGUUUCCUCUUCUGCGUCUGUUGCUUCUGCUGUUCCUUCUUCUGUUUCUGUUCCUCAUCCUGUUCUUCCUGUUUCUUCUUCUGUUUCUUCUUCUGUUUCUUCUUCUGUUUCUUCUUCUGUUAUUUUUUCUGUUCCUUUGUCUGUUCCUUUGUCUGUUCCUUUUUCUGUUCCUUCUUCUGUUCCUUCUACUGAUUCUGAUCCUUAUUCUGUUCCUUCUUCUGUUUCUUUUCCUCUUGCUCCCUCUUCUGUUUCUGUUCCUUCUUCUGCUGCUUCCUGUGUUCCAAGUUCUGCGUCUGUUCCCUAUUCUGUUCCUUCUUCGGUCCCUUCUUCUGUCCUGUCUUCGGUUUGUGCUUCUCUUGAUGGGACUGAUGCUGGACAAGCUGUUGGCCACGUCGAAUGCAAAUCGUUUCGUCAUAGCUCCAGUGGUGUGGUGGAAAAUGAUGGUGUACCUGCACACGGACAUGUACAAAGCAGGAAGAAUCCUUCACACGAGUGCCAUACACAAGGAGGUCUGCGGAAUCGCUCUGCAGGCAGCCAGACAAAGACAGCAUGCAAGAGAGACACUGUUUCAUAUAAUAUAGUCAUUGGAGGAUAUGGGAGGAAGGGAGAAUGGCGAAAGGCCUUACAGCUAUGGCAGAUGAUGAAUGAAGAUGGAGUGGUCCCCAGUUCCAUUACUUGCAACCUGGUCAUGAGAGUGUGUGAGCAGGUUGGAAAAUGGCAGGAGUGUGCGCAGGUGUGGAAGGAGAUGAGAGAAAUGUGGGGGAUCGCUGCAAGCGAUUAUACUCUGUCUAUUCUUGUGAGCAGUUUUGGAAAAGCGGGUCGGUGGGCAGACGCGCUUGCACUCGUUGGGGAGCUGAGGAUGUCUCGGUCAGAAUCUCCCUUUGUAUCGGUACAAACAUACAACAUGCUUAUCCACGCUUGCACUGUUGCCGGAGAAUCGGGAGCCGCAAUGCAGGCAUUCGAAUGGAUCAGAGAAGAUGAGCUCACUCCAGAUGUAGUAACAUUCAAUACCCUGAUCAGUGCAUUUGAAGCUGCUGGGAAAUGGAAGCAGGCAUUGCGAAUCUAUGAGAUGAUGUGUAUGGCAGGUUGUAAUGCAGAUGCAGUCACACAAACACAACUCAUAUGUGUCUACAUCACAGCUGGCAUGCACAAGAAAGCCCUCCAGGUGUUUCUUGACAUGAUUGAUGACAGGGCAGAGGCUCCGGGAGAUAUCAGGAGUUGGAACGCUGCGCUUACUGCUUGCGCACAGGGCCGUAUGGCUUCGCAAGCGAAGUACUUGUGGUCGGAACUGCAAAGAAGAGGUGUGCAUCCAAAUGCUGUGACUUACACAAUGAUGAUUGAUGCCAUGGGAAAGAGCGGCGACUUAGAGACUGCCAUAAUGUUGCAUGAGGAAAUGCAAGAAAACAGACAUCGCCCAACGGUGAUAACUUUCAACACCCUUAUAAGCGCAUGCUCCAGGCGCCGCGACUUCUUAAAGGCAGCCCGAUUCUUUGACUUGAUCACCAAGUCGGGAUUGCAACCAACUGUUGUGUCAUACAAUGCAUUGAUCCAAGCUUGUGGACGAGCCAGCGAGGGAGUGCAGGCCAUGGUAGCGUUCAAGAGGAUGCUUCAGAGCAGCUUGAAUCCAGACGGUACGACCUACAAGCUCUUGCUGGAUGCUCUUGCUGUUAGUGGUCUUGCAGAAGACGCAUUGGAUGUUCUCUGCCAAAUGAGGAGCAUCGGGAUGACAGUAACGGCACUGCAUUUUUCUAGGAUUAUCGAUGCAUGUGUACGUGGUGAGGAAUUUGAAGCAGCCCUUGAACUCUACGAAGAGAUCCAGGCGGAAGGCCGCAGCAGUCUGCACCCGUUGACUUGCAUGUGCGCGCUUCGUGCCUGCGCCCACCUCGGUCGCUGGCAGAUGGCGGCUGCCAUUUUGGUCGAGUUUCGUAAGCUGCUUUGUCCUCGAGAACCCGGCAGCGAUGCCUAUAACCUGGUUAUCGGCUCAUGUGAAACUGCAGGAAGGAUGGCUGCCGCAAAGGAGGAGGCAGGGGAUGAAUCAGGAUGGAAUGACGAUGAGAACAGCGAGGAUGCGAGAAAGGACGCAGCCGCGACCGGUCAGUGGCUUUGGCUUGAUGCAGCCAUGGCGACAUAUGAGGACAUGCAAAGACGAGGUGUACGCCCAAACUUGCAAACUUAUGCCACAGUGAUCAGAGCCCUGGAAAGCGGUGGCCAAUGGCAUCAAGCAAUGGAGAUAUAUUCAGCAAUUCGUAUGCGGCAGGAGAGCUGACAGGUGUGCCCGAAUUGAUACGGAGCCAGGGCCAUAAGGACCUGUUUUUCUCAAACAAAAAAAAAAAAAGGAGGAGAGUUGACUGGUCGAGAGAGCGAAAGUCGGCAAGGAAAGUAAGUCAGUCAGAAAGAACUACAGUCUUCACUGGAAUAGAGCGCUCGGCCAUUGUCGCCGUAUCUGGACUGAAAGUUGCCCCAUGUACGGCUAUAAUUACCGGGUGUUCUAUUCGGGUGAAGACAGUAGUGACUAUUUAAUCUUGUGGCUUUUCCUCGCAACGAGUGACAGACUGCCACAGAAAGACGGGAAAAGAGGGAGAGAGCACCCUUCAUGUCGUUGUGUCAUGCAGUGAGAGUGCACCCUUCAUGCCUUCAUGUCAUGCAGUGAGAGAGCACCCUUCAUGUCCCCCCCGCUUCCCCCCCCCCGAGAGCCAUAAAGUUCGCCGCUGGAUGCUGCGAGCGUGAACGCAAAAUCCAGAGGUGUGUAUGCCCACAUUUUUCAGCUUCAGAGGCUCGAGUGAGGGGGUUUGUGAUCCGCUAAUAAUAGCUUCAGGGUAUAUUCACACUAGGACUUCUUCCCACAGUCAUAAUGGACGGAAUUGCAGUCAGAUGCAUCCAGGUGGGGCUGCAAAUGCGGUCAGAUACCUUUAAAAUACAGCUGGUGUCAGUAGCUGCUCGCAAAAUC